Molecule: messenger RNA, 2395 nt
Organism: Ornithorhynchus anatinus (platypus)
Lineage: Eukaryota; Metazoa; Chordata; Mammalia; Monotremata; Ornithorhynchidae
Gene: SACK1D
Product: family with sequence similarity 83 member D
Exons: 4
Coding region: 29-1828 (599 amino acids)
Biological process (GO): regulation of ERK1 and ERK2 cascade; regulation of TOR signaling; positive regulation of cell cycle G1/S phase transition
Cellular component (GO): mitotic spindle pole; cytosol
Source: RefSeq, a predicted model, not a curated record
GUCCGGCCCCCGCUCCGCCCCGCGCCCGAUGUCGGAGGGGCCGGAGGAGGAGGAGUGGGCGUGCGGGCCUUCCCCGCGGGGCCCGCCCAACCCCGGGGAGCUGUACAGCGAGGGCCGGCGGCUGGCCCUGGAGGAGCUGCUGGCCCGGGGCCGCCGGGCCUUCCUGGCCUUCCUGCGGCGGGAGCGGCUGCCCCGCUUCCUCUCGGAGCGGGACAUCCGAGACAUCGUGCAGAGCGCUCGGCCGGCCGGCUCGCCGGGCCAGGCCCAGGCCCAGGCUCAGGCCCAGGGUCAGGGCCAGGGCUGGGCCGACGACUCGGCGGGCUCGGGCCGGGACUGCUCCUCCCUCACCUACUUCCCCGAGCGGUCGGUGGAGGAGCCGCCCGAGCUGGAGCUGGGCUGGCCGGCCUUCUACCGCGGCGCCUACCGCGGGCCCACCCGGGUGGAGGCCCACUUCCAGCCCGGGACCGGGGAGCCCGCCUACGCCUGCAGAGAAGCGCUGCGCAGGCAGAUCCGCUCCGCCACCCAGGUUAUUGCUUUGGUUAUGGAUUCUUUCACUGACAUAGAUAUCUUCAGAGACCUGCAAGAAGCCUGCAGGAAGCAGGGAGUUGCAGUGUACAUCCUCUUGGACCAUUCUCUGCUCUGCCAUUUCCUGGAUAUGUGUAUGAAUCUGAAAGCUUAUCCCGAACAGGAGAAGCUUAUGGCAGUCCGCACUAUUACUGGAAACACCUACUAUACAAGGACUGGGACAAAAAUCGUUGGGAAGGUCCACGAAAAGUUUAUGUUAAUUGAUGGUAUCAGAGUGGCAACUGGCUCUUACAGCUUUACCUGGACCGAUGGCAAAUUAAACAGCAGCAACUUGGUGAUUCUGUCGGGCCAAGUGGCCGAACAUUUCGACUUGGAAUUCCGCAUCCUCUACGCUCAGUCGAAGCCGAUCAGCUCCAAACUUCUGUCCAGCUGUAGGAUCAGUGACAAGUUUGAUCAUCUGGUGAGCAAAAAAAUUCCAGCGAAGGAACUCUCAGUGGGAAAUCUCUUCAGAAUGCAUCUAGCCAAACACACCAGCACGCCUAACAGAGUCGACCCGGAAUCAAAGCUGGUUUCAGAGAACGAGGAGGAGGUGAAACGCCGCGAUUCAGAGUCUUCCACCAUCAGUGAGGAGGACUUCCAAAGCAGCCGUGAGGCUGAAUUAGAUCUGAGAGAGGGAACUGACGCCUCCACCCAGACGGAGCCCUGGAAGAAGAUGGCCGAGAUGAGCUCGUGUGACGUGGGCACGCAAACCAACGUGGCCACGGCGCCUGUUGGAACCCAGACCUCGAUUGCCACCAGGGGGGUUGGCUCUCAAGCGACAGUUGCGACCAGAUCCUCCUCGACGCAGACCGACGGGGACGAGAACGGGCACCUGCCCUCGUCCCAGGGGACCGGGUCUAAGGACGGGUCACCGGCAUCCAAAAUGUCCCAGUCCACAUCUUCUAGCCUGAAGUCAACUUGUUCUUUGUCCUCCCAGGGUUCUGUGGCCAGUUCUACCAGCUCUCUGUCUUCCAUCAGGAACACCGAGUUCCUCAACCCCGGGUACCCAAAAUACCUGGGCAACAAUCAGUUCGAACUGUACUUAAGAGACUCCUUUAGAAACGUGAAUAAAGAGAGGCAGUUUCACUUUGCCGCCAUCCGGUUCCGGCUCAACCACAUGCUGGCCAUUCUCUCGAGGAGAACGUACUUGGCCGAACACUACCUGGGAUGUAAACCCGGAAGUUACAUGAGAACGCCCGUUAAUUCUAUUGGCAACAAUUUAUUAGCUAUUCGAGAUGCUGCACUUUAUCCUUCGUAUCGGUGACUGUUACUGUGUUUGUGUGUAUCUGUGUGUGUCCCUCUACCAACAGUUCGGCUCGUGACAUGAGCCUCCUUCCUUGACGGCUUAUGCCGACUACUCAGUGGCACUGUAUUUUUGUGUCUUUUCACUUUCUGUACCUUAAGCGCCUUAGCUUUAGUUUUUGAACACAAACUUUUAUUCCUCUUGGAGCUUUGAAUGUAUCUAUAUCCGGCAUAUGUGCAUUAAAUGUAGGUAUCUGUUAGUGUAAGGAAUGAUUAUUCCGUGCUCGUAUUUAGCACGGUUUUACCUUUGCUGUUUAAACGUUUAUUUCUUUGAACUGUGGUGGUGGUUUUACGUUUUUUGUGUAUACAAGGGAUAUAAAUACAUUGUAGGGAUUUGCCCUGCAUUAGGCUGAAGAUGCAAUCUUUGAUAAUGCUGUCUCUUUAUCUUAAUCACUGUUGUUUUCCUAUUUACAGGUGGAAUGCUAUAAUUGGAAAACUUCCACCCCCCUUGGAGCAGGAAACAAAUCUGAUUAUUUUCCUUUAUGCCAUGUACCCAGCACUAAAUAAAUAUAACUAAGUGUGAACACAA